AUGGAGCCGUACCAGUACCAGCCGAUCCGGGAAGCCAACACGGUGAGGAUGCUGACCCUGUCUGCCGGUCUUCCAAACGAUCCCCUGAGUGGCUUCCUCAACGAGUUCAACAUGGACCGCGCAGCCCACGAGGCCUAUGAGCCCCUGUCUUAUGUCUGGAGUUCGCCCAUCUUCGACCACACCUUCAUUUGCGACGGAAAGCGGUUAGCCAUCACGACGAGUCUCAACUCCGGGCUGCGCCGUAUUCGCAUGCCCGACAGGGACCGGCACGUGUGGGUUGACCAGAUCUGCAUCAACCAAAAAGAUGCAGCCGAAAGAGGAAGCCAGGUUCAGUACAUGAACGCCAUAUACAAGCAAGCAAGCCGAGUUCUCGUGUGGCUGGGCCCGGAUACGGGGCACGAAGCCGACGCGGCCUUCUCCUUUGUCAGAUCGCUGUCCGAAACGCUUAGCGAUGCCGACCGAUACGCUCAGUUCAGGGCCGGCCACACGAGCGAGAUGCUAACUCAGCGAAGUGAAGAGGAGUGGGCGUCGGUGAAGGUACUGACGCAGCUGCCAUGGUUCGAGAGGGUGUGGAUCAUACAGGAAAUUGGAACCAGGGCGCCGGCGACGCUCUUCUGGGGGGAUGCAUCGAUGGAUUGGUACACGCUGUAUAGUGUGUGCGACAGGCUAACAGAGUUCCACCAUCUGCGCCGCCAUUUCGACAUCGAGACGUCCAAAGUAAAGUUUGUCUUUCAGCGCUUCGUGCCGCCCGAUGUUGCCACCCGGCACGCCAACCGCCUGAGCUUCAUCUACGAGCUGCACCGAGCGCGCCAUGUCAAGGCGACUGACCCGCGGGACCGUGUCUUCGCCUUCUUGGGACACUACUCGGUGACCGGCAGAGAGCUGCGCGGACUCCAGGCGAACUACGACGCCAAGACCGGCACGCUCCCCAACGUGUACUGGGAUGCGGCCAGUCGUGCCCUGGAGGGGGGUGGUGCAGACUCCGGACUCAUCACCCUCGCGGCGGUCCAGCACCAUGAGCUUGCGUCCUCCCUUACCGACUGGCGCAAGCGUCGGGACAAGGCAGGCGACCGCGACUACAUGCCGUCGUGGGUCCCCGACUGGCGCACCUACACGUCGCACAUCCUCUCGGAGCCGACCUCACCCCACCGCGCGUGCGGCACGGGCAGCCUCUCGAAGCCGUCCUUCGUCGUCGACGGGAAGUCGCUCCGUAUCAAGGGUGUUGCCAUCGAUGUUGUCACAGAGGCCUCGGCGCCGCUGAAAUCCAAGGCCUUCCACAAGGUCGAACCGGGCAAGCAGACCCUCAUCGAACAACUGUGGCGUACAGUGUGUGGGUACGGAGUAGAUGCCGGCGGCGAUGGCGGCGGCCACCUGUUCUCUCUGCACUCGUCAGGACGGCGCGAGCAAGAAUCCCGUGAGGAUUUCUUCCGGUCGAUUUCCGAUAGCCAAUGGCUUGCCCAGGGUGCCGCCUACCUAACACGCACCAUGGCAGCGGCGGGUGACGUCGAGGCCAUGAGUCCCGAAUUGCAGUCGCUGGCGACGUCGGAAGGCGGGGGGCUCGAUGAUGCCGAGUGGUCGCGCUCGGCCAACGGCGCGUCGAGCGGCCGGGUUUUCGCGCGCACUAUAAAGGGUUAUUUCGUGCUUGGGCCCAAAGUGAUGGCCAAAGGCGACCGCAUCUGCGUGCUCUGGGGGGGCAAAAUGUGCUUUUGCCUGCGGCCACUGGACCAAGGCAGAUUCCUGCUCGUGGGAGAGUGCUACGUGCACGAGCUGAUGAAUGGGGAGGCUAUCCGCCAGGUGGAGAAGAAUGAGCUGCAGGAAGAGGAGUUUGUGCUGGUCUGA
This is a messenger RNA of Lasiosphaeria miniovina, 1839 nucleotides long. Its product is annotated as heterokaryon incompatibility protein-domain-containing protein. The record is from RefSeq and is a predicted model, not a curated record. The transcript has 2 exons. Bases 1 to 1839 code for a protein of 612 amino acids. NCBI's taxonomy places the organism in Eukaryota, Fungi, Ascomycota, Sordariomycetes, Sordariales, Lasiosphaeriaceae.